GAUUUACAAAAUUAUUUAAAUGUUAAAAUAAAUUUACGAAAAGACUUCUAUAACCACGAGUUUCGAUCAUAACACCCUCAAGCGAUCUUUAAAGGAACUGAAGAAAAUGGCGUGGAAGUGGAAGGAAGUCGAUUAUUUGUCAAAACAACAAUAUUCCGGAGAUUCUAAUUUAUGCAUUCAAAUGAUGAGACAUCGUCUAUUGAAUGCUAAAAGUUUAUAUCGAAAAGAUCUAUUCGCUCAUUACGGCUGCGUUAACGCUAUAGAAUUUUCGGCUAAUGGAGAAUGGCUGGUGUCUGGUGGUGAUGAUAGAAGAGUUUUGCUUUGGAAUGUUGAGAAGGCUAUUUCAGGAGUCAGUCAUCCAAUAGCAAUGUUAGGCGAACAUAAUAGCAAUAUAUUUUGUUUGGGAUUUGAUACAGGCCAUACAAGAUUAUUUUCUGCAGGAAAUGAUGAACAAGUUGUAGUUCAUGACAUUGAAACAAGAAAAACUUUAGAUGUCUUCUUACAUGAAGAAGCUGUUUAUGGAUUAUCUGUUGAUCCAAUGAAUGAUAAUGUUUUUGCAAGUGCUUGUGAUGAUGGACGAAUUUUGAUAUGUGACAUUCGAGAACAUGGUACUUCAGAUCCUUUUGUGCUUGCAAAUUACAAUUCAGCUUUUCAUGCUGUCAUGUAUAAUCCUGUAGAACCACGAUUAAUUGCAACUGCAAAUUCAAAAGAAGGCGUUGGUUUAUGGGAUGUUAGAAAACCAAAUAGUUGUGUGUUGCGAUAUGGUGGCUGUUUAUCGACCCAAAGUUCAAUGAGCGUUCGUUUCAAUUUAAGUGGCACCAGUCUUCUAGCUUUAAGAAGGAGACUUCCUCCAGUUUUAUACAACAUUUCUUCACCAUAUCCUGUUGCAGAGUUUGAUCAUCCUGGUUAUUAUAAUUCAUGUACGAUGAAAAGUUGCUGCUUUGCUGGUGAUUCAGAUCAGUAUGUAAUGUCUGGUUCAGAUGAUUUUAAAUUGUACAUGUGGAAAAUACCAGUAGAAAAUAAAGGUAUAUGGGUAAAUGAAGCACACUUAGUAUUGAAAGGUCAUAGAUCAAUUGUGAAUCAAGUAAGAUAUAAUCAAGCAAAUACAAUUUUUGCUUCGUCUGGUGUAGAAAAAGUAGUCAAGCUUUGGAGUACCUUUCCAUUACCUGGAGGUACUGGUUGCAUAAAUGGAGUCAAAGAUGGUAUGAGAAGAGUUUAUAGUCCAGAAGAAUAUAUUAGUUUAGUUUUGGAAAGUGGACAGUUAAUGACUCAUGAUUACAGCCAUAAAUCAAUACAGGAAGAUCCUCGAAUGAUGGCAUUUUUUGAUUCAUUGGUUCAAAGAGAUAUAGAAGGAUGGACUACUGAUUCUGAUAAUUCUAGUACUAAUUCAGAUUUGCCAAAUUUAAGUUUUGAAAUACAAUCAGAUGGCUCUGUUUCUUCCUUGCCAACAUUUCCAUCAUCGUCGUCAUCAUCAGGAGAUGAAUCCAUUCAAGAAUCUCCAAAAAGCAGUGGAAGCUUAAGUCCUCAGACACGUUCCUAUAUUUAUGCUCUUACUAGUAGAGUAGAAGCUAAUUUGCAGAGUCUGCAAAAUGCAAAUAAAAAUGAAGAAAAGAAAGAUGAAAAUAAAGAUUCAGAAGAGACAAAUUCAGAUAGAAUAUCUGAACUUAUUGCUCAGAAAAGACACGAACAGCUUCUUAGAGUAGUGAAAACAACUCUAAAACUUACAAAGAAGCGUUUAAAAAGAAAAAAAUUGUCAGAACAUUCGUCAAGUAAUAAUUUAUCUCUAGAUUCAGAUCAUGAGCUUCGUAGUCUAAAUAGUGCAAGGAAAAUAUUAAAUUCAGUUCUUCAGUGUCAGAACAAUAUGCAAAAUAAAGAAAGAAGGAAAGCUUUGCAACUGAAACGAACCAAAAUAUUACGAAGAUCACUUUAUAGUGAACCUAGUUCGGAUUCUGAUGACAAUACAGAAAAUCAGAAAAGAUAUGUAGCUAAAUCAAAACCAGCUAAACAAGCUAAACAUACAAACAAUACAGAGGUAGCAAGUUCUUCAACUGUUGUUCUGCAGCAUAUAUCAGAGGAAAAUGAAGACGUGAAUGGUAUUGUAAAUGGUGCAGAAACUGUUGUUACAAAUACAUGUUUAUCUUCAACUUCCUUAAAUACUUCACAAACUGUUUCUCCUUCUUGUAAUAUGGGUGAAGAAAAAUUAGACAAUGGUGAUAAUGUUAGUAAUUUGAACGAAACAACAGAACCAACGACUUGGACCUUCCGAAAAUUUAAAAGUGCAAAAAAUUCAAAACGGAAUUAUCGUUCUAGAGACAAUUCCGACUUACAGGAUGAGUAAAAGACUUCUUAUUUGAUCAAAAAUUGAAUGUUUGCUUGUGAUAUGUUAGUGUACAUAGAUUUAUACCAUAUUGUAUAUAUUUUGAGUGAAGUAGUUUUCAUUUGUUACAAUGUAUUUCAAUGAGUUACAUUCAGGCCAUAAUACAUUUUUUGUUUGUUUUAUAAGUUAUUUCAAUUUUUCAAAUUUAGUAUUUAAGAUAUGAAUUACUUCAUUUAUAUAAAAUAACAACUUUUUACAGUAAUAAUAGUAUAAAAUAUGCAUCUAUAUCAACUUUUUGAUUGAAAUGUUUGUCUGCUUAAUAAUUGCAUCAUAUAGUUUCAAUUUAUUUUCUAAUGUUAAUGAACUAUUAUAUCCUUUAAGUCACUUGUUCGUGCAUGAAUGAAAAUAGCUGAUUAAAUACAUAUUCAUUGUGUUUUGUAUGUUCAUUACAUUCCAGUAAUUUAUACAACUCACAAAACAGUUUUGCUUUUGUUUUAUUGUCGUUAAAGAAUCUUAUUUUUUCAAAUUUGUUUUUAGAAUAAAAAGAAAAAUAUCAUAAAUAUUUAACUGUUAGGAUGCAAUUUGCAUGCAAAGUGUAUAUGUGAGAAUAUAUUUUAAUGGUAGAAACAAAGGUAUUUAGUGGUUUGAAAACAGUGUUAUAAAUUACAAAGAAAAGCAAUAUUAAUUUUGUAAAGAUGGAAUUUAAAAAAUUCUUAAAACAGUUAUUAAAAAUCAAAUUGUGUAAAACAAGUAUUAGUAAAAAAAAUAUUAACUAACUGAAAAAGUAAUUUCAAUAAUCAAAAACUGUAUUUUGGUAAAUUUCUUAGUACUAUGAUCAGAGUAAAUGUUAUAAUCAAUGACAUUAUCAACAAGUUUACCAUAAAUGUAAAGAACA
Centruroides sculpturatus (bark scorpion) is the source of this 3212-nucleotide messenger RNA. RefSeq names its product DDB1- and CUL4-associated factor 5-like. Gene Ontology annotation, cellular component: Cul4-RING E3 ubiquitin ligase complex; cytoplasm. The transcript has 10 exons. NCBI's taxonomy places the organism in Eukaryota, Metazoa, Arthropoda, Arachnida, Scorpiones, Buthidae. Gene Ontology annotation, biological process: negative regulation of fatty acid biosynthetic process. The coding region runs from base 107 to 2338 and encodes 743 amino acids. Gene Ontology annotation, molecular function: protein binding. The record is from RefSeq and is a predicted model, not a curated record.